Messenger RNA from Neocloeon triangulifer, 762 nucleotides. RefSeq lists its product as uncharacterized. NCBI's taxonomy places the organism in Eukaryota, Metazoa, Arthropoda, Insecta, Ephemeroptera, Baetidae. Bases 64 to 447 code for a protein of 127 amino acids. The transcript has 3 exons. The record is from RefSeq and is a predicted model, not a curated record.
UUCAACUUCGGUCGAAGCAGUUGCUCGUUUCUUCUUCCUUGAAAGGGAAGCUCCUGCAGCACAAUGUUAAAAAUCGAAAUCGCAACAGUUUUCCUCUUGGCGUUUUUCAUCGCCUGCAGUGCCGACGCCACUAACACCUCCACGCAGACACUUGACGUGGAAAACAUCAACAAUCGGAAGGAAAAAGGUGAAACAACUGCAACACUAAAAUCUAUUCCAGAAUCCAACUCGACCACCCCGUCAGCAACUCUGAUACAAAAUUUCGAGAUUGUGACGAAAAAAUGCAACGUUACGUGUCCGUGUAACUGCACAACUACAACUAAAACCAAAGUUGCUGCAGAAAAGUCAUCCAGUGUUCAUCCGUGGACGAUCAUUUGGCCUGUCCUUCUAGUCACAGAAAACGUCAUAAUCUUAAAAAUCUGUGCUAUCGAUAAAUUCUUUAAAUAAAGAGCAGAACUGAUGCUUUAGUCAAUUGUCCAAAAAAAAUGUAAACUUGCUCAAAUCAACGCUUAAUUAAACACAUAAUACUUAAAAUCAAAAUAAUAAACUGUCAUCUGUCUCUAUUGCUUUAAUCUCUUGUUUCUCGCUUUAUUGAAUUUUUAUAUUAUUUUAUAUUAUUAAUGUUGUACGCCUACGGUGUUUAAUAAACAUUCCAUUCCAUAUUAUUAUAGAAACCAAUAAAACUAAAAUUUUGCGACUGAAAUGUCCGAAUAAGUGAUUGUAAGAACUUUCCCAAAUAAACUAUUUAACAAAACUUAAGUU